Musca vetustissima is the source of this 1224-nucleotide messenger RNA. Its product is annotated as lipase 3-like. Gene Ontology annotation, biological process: lipid metabolic process. The record is from RefSeq and is a predicted model, not a curated record. Bases 1 to 1224 code for a protein of 407 amino acids. Lineage: Eukaryota; Metazoa; Arthropoda; Insecta; Diptera; Muscidae. Gene Ontology annotation, molecular function: hydrolase activity, acting on ester bonds. The transcript is spliced from 4 exons.
AUGUUGCCAAAACUGUUGAUCUUGGGUUUGGUGCUGGCUACAGCAGCAGCUGAGGUGCAAGUUAAUCCCUACAUCGACAUACCGUUUAAACCCGUCAAGACGUCUGCUGAUCGCAUUAGGGAACAUGGAUAUCCGGCUGAGUCGCACUACGUCGAAACUCCUGAUGGUUAUGUUUUAAACCUUUUCCGCAUACCUUACUCACAUAAAUUGCAAAACCAGAACACCAAAAAGCCAGUCGUCUUAUUACAACAUGGCCUGUUCUCUUGUUCGGAUUGUUUCUUGCUCAAUGGACCGGAUAACGCAUUGGCAUAUAACUUUGCCGAUAGUGGCUUCGAUGUGUGGCUGGGUAAUGCUCGUGGAAACAUAUAUUCGCGAAACAAUACCAAGAUUUCUAUAAAUCAUCCGUACUUCUGGGAAUUCAGCUGGCAUGAAAUUGGCUACACUGAUAUCCCAGCAAUGAUUGAUUAUAUUUUGGAGGAAACAGGCGAGUCCAAAAUACAUUACGCGGGUCAUUCGCAAGGCACAACGGUUUUCUUUGUCAUGACCAGUAUGAGACCGGAAUACAACGAGAAAAUUAAGACAGCACACAUGUUAGCUCCACCCAUAUUCAUGGGCAAUGUUACAGACGGAAUGGUCGUUGGAUUGGCCCCUUAUAUUGGAACCCCCGGAAUCGGAUCCGAUAUAUUAGGUUCUCAGGAAUUCAUUCCCCAUAAUUACUACGUCCAGCGAUUGCUCGAUACUGCAUGUGGUGGCGAUCCCAUGUUUGCUAAAUACUGCAACGUGUUGUUCCUCAUGUGGGCCGGCACUGACAACACCAAUCUGAACUACACAAUACUACCGGAGCUCGUCGAAACACAUCCAGCAGGUAUCUCGUCCAACCAAGGCAUCCACUACAUUCAAGAAUACGUUAGCAAUGAGUUCCGGCAGUUUGAUUAUGGCCCCACAAAAAAUAUGAAAGUAUAUGGUCAAUCGGAGCCACCAAAUUAUCCCCUCGACAAUAUAUCUGCCGAUAUGUACAUCUACUAUGGUAUGGCCGACGGAUCUGCAACCUACUUGGAUAUUCAACGUUUACCCGAUCACUUGGUCAACCUGAAAUACUUCAAAUUGAUAGAUGAUCCUAAAUGGGGCCAUUUAGAUUUCAUUUUUGCUAACCAAGUCAAAGAAACUAUCAAUGAUCCCGUAAUUCAGUUCUGCAAGUCUUAUGAAACGUCUGAUAACGUGUAA